ACAGCUAUGGAAAAUCGGUCUUCAGUGAAUGAGUUUGUUCUUGUGGGAUUAACACAACAACCUGAGCUCCGGCUGCCCCUGUUGUUUCUGUUCUUGGUGAACUUUAUGGUCACUAUGGUGGGCAACCUGAGCUUAAUCACGCUAAUCUGCCUGAAUUUGCACCUUCACACGCCCAUGUACUUCUUUAUCUGCAACCUGUCCUUCAUUGACUUUUGUUAUUCGUUUGUCUUUACCCCUAAAAUGCUGAUGGGCUUUAUCGCAGAGAGGAACAUCAUCUCUUAUCCAGAAUGCAUGACUCAGCUAUUUUUCUUCUGCUUUUUUGUCAACUCUGAGUGCUACGUGCUGACAGCCAUGGCUUAUGAUCGCUAUGUGGCCGUCUGUAAGCCUCUGAAGUACACGAUCAUCAUGUCUCCAAGGAUUUGUUUGCUGUUGAUGUCUGGUUCAUAUUUGAUGGGAUUUUCUGGUGCCAUGGUCCACACAGGGUAUAUGCUGAGGCUCAUCUUUUGUAAUUCUAAUAUCAUCAACCACUACAUGUGUGACAUCUUCCCCCUGCUUCAGCUCUCCUGCAGCAGCACGUCCGCCAAUGAGCUCGUGAGUUCCGUCGUUGUAGGUACAGUGAUCGUUGCAUCAAGCCUCAUUAUCUUAGCUUCUUAUGCUUUGAUUCUUUUUAAUGUUAUUCACAUGUCUUCCGCUAAAGGUUGGUCCAAAGCCAUUGGAACCUGUGGUUCUCACAUAAUAACAGUUGGCCUGUUCUAUGGCUCAGGGUUGCUCACGUACGUGAAACCAUCUUCUACUGAGUCUGCCAGCCAGGGGAAAUUUUUCUCUGUGUUUUAUACUAUUGUGGUGCCCAUGUUGAACCCUCUCAUUUAUAGCCUCAGAAAUAAGGAUGUCAAACUUGCUCUGAAGAAAACCAUGAAGAGAUUUACAAAGUAA
This is a messenger RNA of Ochotona princeps (American pika), 933 nucleotides long. RefSeq names its product olfactory receptor 143-like. Gene Ontology annotation, molecular function: olfactory receptor activity; odorant binding; G protein-coupled receptor activity. Gene Ontology annotation, biological process: G protein-coupled receptor signaling pathway; sensory perception of smell. Gene Ontology annotation, cellular component: membrane. NCBI's taxonomy places the organism in Eukaryota, Metazoa, Chordata, Mammalia, Lagomorpha, Ochotonidae. The transcript has a single exon. Bases 7 to 933 code for a protein of 308 amino acids. The record is from RefSeq and is a predicted model, not a curated record.